AGAUAUUAAAGGAAGAUAUAAUGGAGGAAUAUGGGAUUGUUAUGUAGUUGUGUACACUUCAAUUGAAACAAAAGUAAAAUGGACUUGAGUGAUGAGUGUUGUGAUGUACCCGUGAGGUAAAGGCGAUGUUGUGGCCGUGGACCGCGUGGGCCUGGCUGGUGCUCGCGAUAGGCCUGUCAAAGGCCUACACCGACACCGAGGACUUCCUCAGUGAUUUGGAUAAACCAGUUCCAACAUCUGACGUGCAAGGUGUGCUCGGAAAGAAAGCGUCUUUGCCGUGCGACAUUCAGCCUCUCCACUCGGACGACGCAGUGGUCAUGGUUCUCUGGUUUAAGGAAUCUGAUGGAGAGCCUUUGUACAGUUACGACAUCCGAGGUCGCCUUUAUAAUCAGCCAAAGCUCUGGUCCUCUCCCCUGGUCUUCGGGAACCGGGCCUAUUUCCGAGGAGGAGCAACCCCAGCAGUUCUCAUGGUCGACAACGUGCUGGCAGUAGACGCUGGAGUAUAUAGAUGUAGAGUAGACUUUAAAAACUCACCAACUAGAAAUUUGAAAGUCAAUUUCACUGUUAUAAUUCCACCGAGUCGACCUACUAUAUACGAUGCGAAGAGAAGAGAUCGCACUAAGUUAGUUGAACCAUACAAUGAGGGAUCAAACGUAUUGCUUAUUUGUGAAGUUGAAGGAGGUAGACCACGACCGAAACUGACGUGGUACUUGGAAAACGUUGUCAUAGAUGAUUCCUAUGAACAAAGGGAAGACGGGCUCACUGUGAAUACGCUGACGUUCCCAAACGUCGGCAGACAACAUCUCAAUGCAAGGCUUGUUUGCCAAGCGUCCAACACAAAUCUGGCGCCGCCUGAGACUAAAGUAGUAAUUUUGGAUAUCAACUUGAAACCGAUAACGGUAAACAUAUUAAACAAGGAGAAGCAAGUAUCAGCAGAUAAAAGAUACGAAGUGGAGUGUAAGACAACAGGAUCGCGUCCCGACGCCUCCGUCACUUGGUGGAAGAACAAUAGACAACUCAAACGGAUGGCGAAAAACUUCUCAGAAAACAACGAAACACUGAGUGUUCUAAGUCUAGUUCCGAGCGUCGAGGAUGAUGGUAAAUAUUUGACUUGCCGCGCUGAGAACAAACGCAUACCAGACUCCGCGAUAGAAGACAAGUGGAAACUAAAUGUGCAUUAUGUUCCUAUAGUAGAUCUCAAAAUGGGUUCUAAUCUAAACCCUGAUGAAAUAAAGGAGGGCGACGAUGUUUACUUCGAGUGCACUGUCACAGCCAACCCCAAGACACAUCGACUAGUUUGGUUUCACGAUAACAAUGAAAUCUUUCACAACGAGGGUUCAGGAGUUAUUCUGAGUGCGCAAAGUCUAGUGCUGCAAAGUGUGACACGAGCAGCCGCAGGAGACUACACCUGCAUGGCAGCCAACAGCGAGGGCAAAGGCACAAGCAAUCCUGUAUCUUUAUUAGUUCGAUAUGCUCCAGUGUGUUCAGAGAGGAAAGAUAAUGAACUCUUCGGAGCAUUGAAACAAGAAACUGUGUCUUUGCAUUGUUCAGUCGAUGCCAAUCCGGCAUUAGUGUCUUUUCAUUGGACCUUCAACAACUCUGGAGAACAAACGGAGUUACCACCAAGAUUAUAUAACAGUCAUGGCCACACGUCCACAUUGAAUUACACACCGACUACGGACAUGGAAUAUGGCACUUUGGCUUGUUACGGAGAGAAUGCUGUCGGACAGCAGAAGGUCCCUUGCAUCUUUCAACUUGUAGCCGCCGGUCGCCCUUUUCAUCUUCAAAACUGCACCGUGGCCAAUCAAAGUCUGGACUCAUUAUAUGUGGAAUGCGUCGAAAAUUUCGAUGGUGGUCUCCCACAGACAUUUCUCAUGGAAUUACUGGAACUUCCGUCACUUACUGUAAGAUACAAUAUAUCUACAAACCGGACGCCCCCAUACUUCGAGGUUCGUGGUUUGGCUCCCGGCGUUAGCUACAGAAUUGAUCUUUAUGCUGUUAACGCAAAAGGCAGAAGUGACGUCACUACCAUUGAGACUGUAGCGCUGAAGGGACAGGCCAAGUUUACUGGUGAAAGCAAUUCGCUAGGCCUCUCUCCAGUACUCGCCUCAGUAGCGGCGAUGUCAGCGUUAUUGGCGAUGUCAGUUUGCGGCGUGCUUGCAGUAUUGUAUAAACGGCACCUUAACAGACAUAGACAACUACCGGCCAAGCACGCGCCUUUGAGUGAAGCUAUGUAUGCUGAAAGAAGUGGUCAGUGUACGACGCCGGUGAAGGCAGAGGUGCGACCGGCGCCGGAACCGGACCCAGCUGAUGAUGCUGACCCUGACAUAAUACCUAACUUAUAUGAACGAAGACCGGUUUCGAAUGGCUACAUGAGCUUGCAGCGUCCUGGCACAGGCGAGGAUGACGCACGUUCUGAACCUGAAGCUGGUGGUUACUACGCGGAUUAUAGGAAAAAGGACUAUAGGAUACCAUUGACUAAUUCGUACCACAGUCUGAACCGCGUGAACAAGGGUGUUACAACAAGAGCGUGCAGUCCCGCGGCGGCGGGUGUGACGUCAUCGCUCACAGCGCACCGUCUGCGCCCGGAGGUAGUCACAACUUCCCACCGCGUGCAAGAGAGUUGUAUAUAAAUCAUUCUACUGUUUCUAGUAAUGUAAUUAAUUUUCGAUCUUUUUUGAUAUUUUAACGAUCUAAACCCUCCAUUGUACAUAAUCUAAAAGAUAACAGACUGUGUUCCUUUCGUAGUGUAACGUAUUGUAAAUUAAUAUUUCUACUCGUUUUGUGUAUUGAAUGUUGUAAGUGACACUUGUUAGUGAUCAAUGCUUAAAACUUUGAUAUAAUAUGAUCGGGUCAAUGUAUUUUUAUACUAAUUGACGUUACUAAAUUGUAUUUAAAGAAUAUAUUUAUCUCAUAAAAUAAAUAUCUAUGGGCCUAAAAACUAUGGAGUCGUAUUGAAAUACUUUUUUAUACUUUUCAAUAUUUAUUAUUAAAUCUAUGGGCUUCUCUUUGUUUUAAUAUAUUUAAAAUAAUAUAAAUCCCUUUUUUGCAUUGUUUAUAUUUAAAUAUAUUCGCUCCGAAGGAUACAUUUUAUAUGACAGUACAAUUCUGUUUGUAAAAAGUUUUCUUUUCAUAUGUUUAUUUCGUAUAAUAAAAUCGUGGGAAUCUAGAAAGUAACGAACGCUUCACAGCGUUCAAAGGAAUGACGAACUUACACCUUUACGUUGAGAAUUAUCACCGGAGUGAGGUUCACAGAUAAAUAUUGAUCAUUCGAUUUAGACUAGAAGUGUAGCGUUUAACGUUCACAUUGAUGUUAAAAGUUAACAUUAAAAUAUAUGAAAUAAAACCUAUAAUAUUGAAGAUAUGAUCCUAAAGAAAUAUAUAUCAGCAUUUGAAGAAUUUAUCCUGAUUAUAGCUAUUAUAUUAUUGAUAUAACCAAUUAUAUUGUUGGUAUAUCAAGCCAAUUAUCGUAUUCUCCUAAACCUCAAUAGAUCGACAAACAUUUAUCCACAUAGAACGAGGGUCUUUCAUGUUGUAAAUUGGUUCAAUUUAAAGCGAUCCAAUCGUUUGAAGAGCUCACCUGUAUAAGACCCUCACGUCAAGUACAAUGCAAUUUCCAAUCCGCCGAAAGAUCUUGUGCUUCAUAUGAAUAGUACCAAUCUCAUUAUACAUUCAUAAAGCGUGAAAAAGUGGCGGAUUAGAUAACAUUUCCUUGGUGACUCCCUAGACGGAGGCUAUUAAAACUAUCGGUUGUCAUUUCAAUGUUUUGUCUCCCAAAAAAAAAAGUUAUUAUUAGAGAUUUUUGUUGGAGUCCCGUUUUAAUUCAUAUUAAUUGACGCUGAGCUAUAUUUAAUUGGGUUUAUUACCGUGACAUCGGAGUUUUGAUUAGUGUUGUUAUUGAAUUUAAACUCAAUUCAGUCAUCAAAAUUAAAAAAUAGACGAACAAAAUUGCCAGCUUAAAUUCAAGUGCUUUUGGCUGAUGAUUUUUGACUCGAAUAUUUGAGAGGUUGUAAGAAUACAUUAAAGCGUAAUAAUAAUAGGCACAUUGAUUUAAACAUUAAAAUUUUUCUUACCUAAGAUUUAGAACAAUAAUAGAAGUUAGCAUUCAUUGAAAGCUUAAGAUUACGUAUUUAUUUUAACUCUAGAUAAUGUUAGUAUAACUGUAUAUAGAAAACUGUACAUUUGUAUAUAGGAAAUUCUAUGUUAAAUAAACAUCUAGUCUUACUUAGUUGUAACGGUGCUAAGAGGUGUAUAUUAUCAAAACUUACAUAUUCACUGAAGCGUAACUUUUACUUCAUGAAAAUAUUUCUAUAAAAUCAAAACCUAUAGCAAUUAUUCUUCUUAUUCCCUUUAUAUACUAAUAUAAUUUUACAAGUUAAAAUACCAAAAAGUUACGCCACAGCGACUUGUAAUAGCGUAAAGUCAAUUGCCCGACGACGCUCACAAGGUGAAGCUCUUGUUAAAUAAAAAUAUUGUUUCUUGUAAAUGUUUCUAAAUACAAUGUCGAGCAUUUAUGGUU
Molecule: messenger RNA, 4519 nt
Organism: Danaus plexippus (monarch butterfly)
Lineage: Eukaryota; Metazoa; Arthropoda; Insecta; Lepidoptera; Nymphalidae
Product: hemicentin-1-like
Exons: 19
Coding region: 126-2633 (835 amino acids)
Molecular function (GO): protein binding
Source: RefSeq, a predicted model, not a curated record